AUGGAUGCCCGUUCCCCAGCAACCCCAAACACGCCCUAUGGCCAAGCCAGCCAGUACAAGGUCAACGUCAACCGGCAGAAGACGAGGAAAUGGGUUGAGGCAAAGGCACAGAAUUACGACGGCGACGACUGGGGCGCAGAAGACGACCUUGACGAAUAUGAUGCCCAGGAUACUGGUAGUGCAGGUGGGCGCCAAGAUUAUUUCAACCAACCCCCGCAGCCUCAGAGGCCGGGCAGGUUGACGGCCGGAUUGCGCGCAAUCUCCAACAGCGGGCCACCCACGCCGGGCUCCGGAUCCGCGGGCUCGUCGCCCAGCCUGAGACCGAGCGAGCGUAUAGCCUUGGAGAAGCAGGCCGCCGGAAACAGGAGCGCCAGCGGGCCGCCAGCUCUCCAUAUCCAGACGCCGAUCACGACACAGACACAACCGCCACCACAGGUCGCGGGGCCACCCGGAGGACCGGCGGAUGUUGCGGCCUCCCCGUUCCCGCCUCGGAAGAGCAGUAUGACGAGACAGGAUAGACCCAAUCUGACGAAUCCCGACGCACGACCGCCUCGGACGAGCUCGAGACCCGAGUCCCCAGCGAACGCAACGAGAUCGCCGGCCUCGGCGACGGGCCCUCCGAAAUUCAUCCGGCCGUCCGACAUCUACAAGCGCAUGGAGGAGGAGAAGGAAAAAGAACGUAGGUCACUGGAAUCGGUGGGAAGGCCAAGUCUGGAUAGCCUCGGUGGUCGCAGUGGUGACGAAAGCGACACGACAAAUGCCCGGCGGCGCCCGAGUUUCGGCAGGAACGAUGAAGGAGAUGCCAACCGCAGCCUGCGGCCCUUGGACACCGUCGCAGAGAGGAAGAGCGAGUAUGGAUUUGAUGGGCUGAUGAUCAACCCAGCAGAACCAGCUCCACCGAAGCCAGAGAUGCCAACCCAGUUCGAACCCAGGAAUGCGAGUGUCCCCGAGCCAAAGUCCCAACCUGAGCCUUCGAUCUCUUCCCAGCCCCAGCCGCCGAUGCUGCACCAUCCCCAGGCCACACUUGACCCAGGAACCACAGCCGAGCCGGUGAAGCGCUAUUCUACGAGCCCCAAGCUGCCGCUCCUUUCACGAAUGAGUGGGUUUGGGGGUGACUUCUUUUCUGGAGGCCUGGGCUUUGCGACCGACUCACCCAAGUCGUCAGAGCCGCCCACCGAUAGCACGCCGACACGUACAGACGCCUCAGGUGGAGACGAUAUCACACACGCAGCGCGAACAGUAGACGACGGCCAUUCGAGCGCCCCGCAGUCCUCCGAACCUCGCCAGGCGAAGCCUUUCCGCCCUUCCUUUCCUGGAGCCUGGGUCAGUGAGACGGCCACCACACCUGGAGAGAUGGCAACCCCUGGUAGCAACAUAGCUGCCGCUUCAGGCGAUGUCCCUUCCAUUAGUGAGAGCCCAGAAGAUGCCCAUCUAAAACCAGCACCUCUGCGAACACCAUCUCCAGGCAGUGCAAGUGCAUUUAGCGCCCACAACGAGCAACAGCCUACCAGGUCCGGAAGUACGUCGCCCGCUAAUCACCAAUAUCUCGAAGCUACAGCAGAGCGGCCCACCCCUCAAGGCGGCCCCACGCGCGAUUUCACUUUGGACCAAGACAGCCAGGACAAGGCACGGGCUCGCCGAGAUAUGACCCCGAUUGCACCCCUACAGCCUCGAAAAGGCUCAUUCGUGGAGGAGUCCUCGGAGCAACCCCGCGAUCACAUCACCAGAGUCGACACGGUGAGCACGGCAGACAACGCGUCGCCACUUAAGGAGAGCGAUGUCCUUCGUGACGAGAUCAUGCGGAGCCUUAGUCCGGUUCGUCCGUCGGAUGGGCAUAUGGAAGCACCUCGAGAUGAAAGCGCGCUCCGCGAGAGUGCCUACCUGAAUGAUGUCUACGGUGACUAUUGGUCAGGUGAGGACAAACCACCUGAGGUUCCUCUGAAACAACAGGAUUCCCGUGAACCCGAGCCUACGCCAGCAGCAAAGGACGAGGAGGCGGAUGCCACGCCUAAACCUCCCGCACACCCAGCAUUCGAGCCCGUGAAGACGGACACUGCUCCACCAGCCAUUCCAGCUGCUGAGCCAGAGCCUUCUAUGCCAGCCCUGAGGCGAGAGCGCUUCUCUUGGGAGGCAGCCUCUAAUUCCGGGGGCAACUCUGCGCAGCCAUCGCCAACAAAGCAGGCAACCACGGAGUCUCCGGAGACCUUGACAAGUCCAGUGACUGCAGCACGACAAGAAGACCCCUCAAGCCCCCACGGCGAUGGUCGCACCUCACCUCUUCUAUCACUGCCUACCCUAAACUUCGCUGACAGCGACAUGUCCCCCCAAGUGGUAUCAGCAGUAAGCACGCAUCCUCCAGGCCAGGGCCUCACCGCCAGCGACACACAAUCGCCGCAGUCUAACACCAGCGGCCAGGACGUCCUCUCCCCGGAAGCCGACGAGGGCGCAAACAGAAAUCUCUACCCCACCGAGGACAAGAUGCUGGUCCAGUCGCCCAUGUCGCCACUGUCCCCAAUGGAGCCGAUCCCCAUCCCGAUGCCCGACGACGAGGAGGCACAGCGUGCUACUUCGCCACCCCCGGCUGCAGAGCCCGAAGGCGUGCCCCUGCCACGGAGCCCGUCGCCCACACAGGCGGGCGGCGCGGGGGAGAAGCGGCAGAGCCAGAUCGCGUACAACAACAUGUCGCUGAAGCAGAUCCUGCAGCUCCCCUCGCCGGCGGACCGGGUGCAGAAGAUGCAGGAGACGCGCGACCACUUCGCGGCACUGGAGGCGGGCCUGGCGGCAUGGCUGGCGGACAUGGCGGCGCAGCCGGCGCACGAGAACGCGAUGGCGUCGUACGGCUACGCGCUGUCGGGCGAGGACGCCGAGCUGUGGGGCACCAAGGGCGGGGCGGCGCGGAUCCCGCUCAACGCGCCUGCCGAGGCGGGAGAGGAUGGGGCCGGGGGAGGCGGGGCAGCUGGUGCGCCGCACGUCGGCCGCACGGCCAGCACCAGCAUCAAUAUGGGCAACCUCGUCCACCACUCCGGCCAGGCUGGGGCCAAGGGCAAGGAGCUGCUGCAGAGCGCGGGCAAGAUGGGUAAGGGCUUGCUCAGCAAGGGAAAGAAUAAGCUGAGGGAGAGGGCUGAGUCGAAGAGGGCUUGA
This is a messenger RNA of Diaporthe amygdali, 3141 nucleotides long. RefSeq lists its product as uncharacterized. The transcript has 2 exons. The record is from RefSeq and is a predicted model, not a curated record. Bases 1 to 3141 code for a protein of 1046 amino acids. NCBI's taxonomy places the organism in Eukaryota, Fungi, Ascomycota, Sordariomycetes, Diaporthales, Diaporthaceae.